UUUAACACAAAUGUAUUUUAUUAUUUGUCUAAUUCCAUUCCAAUUUUUAAAGCAGAUUGGAGUGUUCAAGCAGUUAUUAGCUGGGUAUUGACACAGUAUUUUGGGGAGGAGCACAUUUCUAUUAUUGCUGAAGAAGAUACACAAGCACUCAGUGGAAGGGAUGGAAAUGAGUUACUGCAGGGAGUGGUAAACACAGUGAAUGAGUGCCUUAGUGAAGCAGCGAUGUUUGGGCUCGAGUCCCCACUGCAAUCGCUAGGAACACUUGAUGUUCUUAAUGCUAUAAACAAGGGGAGCUCUAAAGGUGGACCAAUUGGAAGACACUGGGUACUGGAUCCAGUAGAUGGCACUCUUGGUUUUGUGCGAGGAGAUCAAUAUGCAGUAGCUCUUGCCAUGAUAGAAGAUGGGGAGGUCGUACUUGGAGUUCUUGGUUGCCCCAACUAUCCAAUGAGAAGGGAGUGGCUUAACCACCGUCAUCACUAUUAUCAGCUAAUGUCUAAACAGUCCCCACCAGAUUCUGGAGUAUGGAGUAGAGGCUGUGUGCUAUCUACACAGAAGGGCAGCGGGCAAACUUGGAUGGAGCCUUUGGUAAAUGACGUAAUAAAUUUGGGGUUGUCAACUUUAGCAAGGCCUGCCACUGUUUCAUCUAUUGAUGAUCCUGCAUUAGCUACAUUUUGUGAACCAGUUGAAAAAGAAAAUUCAAACCAUUCCUUCACAGAAGGACUUGCUCAGAGCCUAGGGCUAAGAAAUCGUCCAUUGCGUGUUUAUAGUAUGGCAAAAUAUGCAGCUAUAGCUCGAGGUGAUGCAGAGAUAUUUAUGAAAUUUGCGAGGGCCGGGUACAAAGAGAAAGUAUGGGACCAUGCAGCAGGAGUUAUUAUCAUACAAGAAGCUGGGGGUGUUGUGACUGAUGCUGGGGGAUCUCCUCUUGAUUUCUCUAAGGGGAUUUACCUAGAGGGACUUGAUAGAGGAAUCAUUGCCUGUUGUGGUGCCCAGAUUCACAAGAAAACAAUUGCAGCAGUUGAUGAAAGUUGGGAUUCUUCCAAUUUGUGACCUACACAUUUCUGUAGAUGGGAAUUACUUCUGUUUCUUGGCAGCGUAGGAUGCGGUUAAAGGAUCUUUUUCUUUUUGAUGGCAAUAAUACAUUUGCCUAAUCAGUGAAGUUACACUACAUUCUGUGUGAUAUCAAUUAAGGAUGGGUUGUGUGCUUCCAUGACUAUUAUGUUCAGAUAGCCAUGUUUAUGUGAUGCCUUGAAUGUCUUAUUUGAGAAGAGAUGAUAUUUUCAAGUAAACAUGAUGGCAGCUGUUAAUAUGAGAAUGCCAGGUGGGGUUGUGAUAACAAAAAAUCCUCAUUGAUGACAGUGUGAACUUUAUGUUAAACAAAUCUCUGCCGAAAGGAAGAACCAUGCAAGAAGAAGCCAUUUUUCACUAACUGACAUUCUUAGUCCCAUGAGUCUGUUAGACUUGUCAUGCUCUGAGUAAUUAUUUUGAUUACCCAUGUUAUCUUUUGCUGGUAUGCAUGGAUCGGGUAUUUGCAGUCACUUGUCGCUAUGGAAUCCAUAGAAAGAGUAGUAAGGCACAUCUAUUAUAUUUCUUUCA
Messenger RNA from Cryptomeria japonica (Japanese cedar), 1593 nucleotides. Its product is annotated as PAP-specific phosphatase HAL2-like. Gene Ontology annotation, molecular function: 3'(2'),5'-bisphosphate nucleotidase activity. The record is from RefSeq and is a predicted model, not a curated record. Lineage: Eukaryota; Viridiplantae; Streptophyta; Pinopsida; Cupressales; Cupressaceae. The annotation marks the transcript as partial. The transcript has 2 exons. Gene Ontology annotation, biological process: sulfate assimilation; phosphatidylinositol phosphate biosynthetic process.